AAAAACUUUUCAUACUAAAUGAUGUUGUGAUGUUCCUGGUACAACCAGGUUACCUUGGCGCGGGCUUCCACAAUUACAUAGAAAAUUUGUAUUCCAGCCCCAAGCUCUUCAGGGCUCUCCAUGAGCAAAAAUUUGCUGCCUGUGAAGGACUGCCCUCAGAUAACAAAUAACGCCCUCACAAAGAAAUCUGAAGUUUUUUUUUUUUUACUAUUUUAUUCACAUAUUCCACUACUUUUGUGACUCUAAGAGUUUGGGAAAACCAUUUAAAGAAACAAAACAAUUCGUCCACAUGAGUAAUGGUAUGUGAAGAAAUUCAAAAAUUGGACUAACUUUUUUCACCUUUUAGAGCCAAAUUAGAUAAUUUGAAAAAAGUUACUCUCUCUCUCUCUUUACACAAUGCACUAGGACAAGUGGUGAGCUCAUCAUUAAGAGAGCUGGGUUUUCUCUGCACAUUUUGAUAUGAAACACAUGGUAUUGUGUUAUGUAAUUGCCUUUAAAAGGCGAAUUUAAGAAGAUAUGUAAAAUCAAAGAAAAAUUGAAAAAAUGCCUCAAACCUCAAACAUAUGUUCUACUAAUCAAGAUGCUUUAUAUUUACAAAAGGUACUAAUAACUAUAGUUAGCCUAUCUUACUGAUUUAUCUGUAGAAGCAUGAAUAGAUAAGUAUAUAAUAAGUAUAAGUAUAUAAAUAAGUGUUAAAGACGCACAUUGUCCUCAGCAGUAGAAACGUCCACAGCCAGAGUGAGCAGCUCUGACAGGAAGUCAGGCUGAACCUCCAUCAUCAGUGUGCUUGCUGCUCCCAGAAAAACUCGGUUUAUUACAAACUGAUCAUCAACAGAUGCUUGUUUUUACUUUAAGACACUGAACAAACAUGUGGGUCCGCUGGAAAACGGACUUUGAUGGAGUUUUGGUGCAUUUUAAAACAUUUUAGGAGAGAAAUGAGCGGGGAAAGCAGCUGAUACGCGCCGGUCGCGCCGGUGAAUGUGUGAAUUUUGAAGGCUCCGCAAACCAAAUGCGGAGCUGAACAUGACUUCAAUAUGAAGAGACACAAUUCCGCCAUCAGCUGUUUCACCGGCAGCCUGCAACUUUUCUCCCACAUUUAGUUUGGAGCCUUUUAUCGGUGCAGAGAAAACACAAGUGGCGGCGUCCAGCCCGCACGGAAGCGCCGCGAGCUGGGCUGAGUCUCCACGGUUCUCAUGGUGUGUUUAAGUACAGCCUCCUGCUCGCAGCGCUCCAUCAUUCACUCUCGUAUUAUCGUGAGGAGGAACAACUAGAAGCGAAAUAUGGCAGAGGUAGCCCCAGCUCCAGCCGCCGCAGCUGCUCCGGCCAAAGCAGCCAAGAAGAAGGUGUCCAAGCCGAAGAAGGCUGGGCCCAGCGUCGGGGAGCUCAUCGUUAAAGCCGUGGCCGCAUCCAAGGAGCGGAGCGGCGUGUCCGCGGCCGCCCUGAAGAAGGCUCUGGCUGCCGGAGGCUACGAUGUGGAGAAGAACAAGGCCCGCGUCAACGCCGCAUUCAAGAGUCUGGUGGUGAAGGGGACUCUGGUCCAGACAAAAGGGAUCGGGGCCUCCGGCUCUUUCAAGAUCAACAAGAAGGCGGAGACCAAGCCCAAGAAGGAGGUGAAGAAAGCCGCUCCUAAAGCCAAGAAGCCCGCAGCUAAGAAACCCGCGGCGGCCAAAAAGCCCAAAGCAGCGGCAGCCAAGAAGCCAGCAGCCGCCAAGAAGUCUCCCAAGAAGGUAAAGAAGCCUGCAGCGGCCAAGAAGGCGGCCAAGAGCCCCAAGAAAGCUACCAAGAGCCCCAAGAAGGUGGUGAAGAAGGCCCCCGCAGCCAAGAAGACCCCCGUCAAGAAGGCCGCCAAGCCCAAAGUGAAGAAGGCUGCAGCCAAGAAGAAGUGAGCUGCUUCAAGACCAACAACGUCCCAACAAAAGGCUCUUUUAAGAGCCACCACAUCUUCCUCAAAGAGCCUGUUCCCACUCAUUCGCGUCAUUAACCACACGAUACAGUAAUUAUAUCGGGAGGAUGGGGGUGAAAGCACAUUAAGAAAUAAACUAACUUCAUUUUCUAAAAAGAAAAUGUAAAUGCAGGUCAGCCAGCCAUGUAUUCUCCAUCUUAUUUAAAUAGUUUUUCAUGCGUUGUAUUAAAAGGCUGUUUCUACUUGUGUUUGCUGUAGGACGUGAUACAAGACCCAACUCUUAACUUUGUCUUCAUUCAGCAACAAGCAAGCCCCUAAAUAUCUCAGAUUCAGUCUGAAGUGAAUGUGAGCAGCUGCUACUCGUCUGUGUGGAAGUUCAGGAUGAGACCGAGCCGCUCAACAUGACUAAUGUAUCGCGAGUGUUCGCCAACAUAUAGUCAGACAAUAAAGCACAUUUCUAAUUCUUCA
Molecule: messenger RNA, 2371 nt
Organism: Micropterus salmoides (largemouth bass)
Lineage: Eukaryota; Metazoa; Chordata; Actinopteri; Centrarchiformes; Centrarchidae
Product: histone H1-like
Exons: 1
Coding region: 1281-1886 (201 amino acids)
Biological process (GO): nucleosome assembly
Cellular component (GO): nucleosome
Molecular function (GO): structural constituent of chromatin; DNA binding
Source: RefSeq, a predicted model, not a curated record